Messenger RNA from Penicillium olsonii, 2187 nucleotides. The record is from the annotation of a GenBank genome assembly. NCBI's taxonomy places the organism in Eukaryota, Fungi, Ascomycota, Eurotiomycetes, Eurotiales, Aspergillaceae.
AUGUUUCACACAUUUGAAGGGUUCGAGAACCCAACAGCAACAACGGCGGUCCGUAACCGGGCCACCAGUGAGAGACGCGAGUCCAUCAGCCGUCGCGUUACCACUCUACGCGCCUGUACCUCAUGUCGACACCGAAAGAUUAAGUGCGAUGGCGAGAAACCGUGUGAAGCAUGUCGAUGGUAUAAAAAAUCAGAUCAAUGUCACUACUCAGACCCCCGGCCGUCCCGAAGGCACGUAGAGAAAUUAUCUACCACAUUAGAGGAGUACAGGAGCAUUCUGGGGAGGCUUUUUCCAGAUCUGCCACCGGAGUCAUUGAUAAAUCUACCAAGAGAGAAACUGCUCGAGCUCACGACCGCUUCGGCAAGUUCCCAGAUUCAACACCUCGCUCAUCAUGCGGAAUCGCCAGCAACAUCGGUUUCGUUGGAAGCUCAUCUGUCACCAUUGUCAAAUGAAGACGACAAUCUGGAGUCACUGCAGACGAUGCCAGAAGAGGUACCGGACAGCCGCAACACCAGCUCAACGGACUUGGUAGAAGGAGUUUCCGACGAUGUGAAUGGAUUGUCACUGACCGUACGACAACCCUCUUCAUACUUGGGCGUCUCUUCGAUACAGGCUGUCAUCAAAGUUAUUGUCUGGCUUGACCCGGGCUGCGCAUCAUACUUUUCACGAACCCCAGAGGCUGAGCAGGAGACCCAGGCAGGGUGGUCGUCGCAUCAUGCGCCUAUCACGCCCCCACAGCCAUGUAUUCCGCCGUCAGAGAUGCAGAUGCUGGAUGCCUAUUUCCUCUACUUCCAAGCGUUCGCCCCGAUGAUUGAUGAAAAAUCAUUCCGUGAAACUUAUUGUGCCGGCCGCCGCCGAGAUGGCCAUUGGCUCGCACUGCUAAAUAUUGUUCUCGCCUUGGGAAGUAUUGCAGCCACAGGCCCCGACGACAUGACACAUCAGACCUACUUCCUCCGCUGUAAGACCCAUCUGAGUAUCAGCUCACUGGGAAGCUCUCAUAUCGAGAUUGUUCAAGCACUGGGCCUCGUUGGUGGCUGGUACUGCCACUACAUCAGCCAACCCAAUUUGGCCUACUCUCUGAUGGGAGCCGCGCUACGCAUGGCAGCUGCCUUGGGUCUCCACAAGGAAUUCUCAGAUACCAGACAGCUACCGAGCCCGGCCAAGCUCGCCUCCAUGGAUCUCAAACGCCGUGUAUGGUGGUCUCUGUUCUGCAUGGAUACCUGGGCCGGCAUGACACUGGGUCGACCUAGUAUGGGGCGCAUAGGCUCAACCAUUACUGAAAACGUUCUCGAGAUUCUACCGCUGGUUGAGAAUAUCCGCUUCGCCAAGAUCGCAACACAGGUGCAAGAAUCUUUGGCAGCCGCACCACUAGUCAAGCAUCAAGAAAUGGCACACGCUGACGCCCAGCUGCUUGAAUGGUGGGAGAACCUCCCAUCGGUUUUGAAAAACCACGAGCCUUGCUCAGAAUCAAUCAAUACCGUCCGAACAGUCAUGCGCUGGCGCUACUAUAAUCAACGGAUUCUGCUGUAUCGGCCCACCCUGCUGAAUUAUGCCAUGCGCCGCGUUCCUUAUAUUGCUUUACGCUCUGAAGAGCGCACCGCAAUCGAGAGAUGUCGCGAGGUGGCUCAGCAGUCCAUCGAGAAUAUUGCUGCCACGGCCCAGCUCAACCAACUGUGUGGCUGGAACGCUGUAUGGUGGACUUUCCAAGCCUCCCUGGUCCCCUUGGUCGGUCUUUUCCUUAAUGACCCAACAGCCGACGACCCACGAGCCUCCAUUGAAUCAUGCCAGGCACAGGUCGAGAUGGCCAUGAUGACGCUAGCCCGUAUGCAGUCUUUCGGACAUACAGCCAAGCGCUCUUUGGAUGCAAUCUCUCGUAUCUACGAGGCCAGCAAGCGAGGGCAGGGCCUCACUGAGCCCCAAUCUUCUGUCCCUCAGCUAGAUGGAUCUUUCUCUUCCGGUCGAGAUUUAUCCUUCUUGUUCUCAUCUCCUUCGGAUCCGGGUCAUUUCCUCAAUCCACUCACCACCCCUUUCACGGAUGACUCGGGAGGACAGUAUCUUUGGGAGUAUCUGAGUUGGAGUGACAACAAUCUGUGGCCUGGAAUUGUCGCAGAAUUGACACCCGAUCAUGAGGCGAAAUAUGGAGAUCAACCUACCUAUUUUGAGCCCAUGCCAGAAUCCUAUUAUUGA